This is a messenger RNA of Racocetra fulgida, 192 nucleotides long. The record is from the annotation of a GenBank genome assembly. Lineage: Eukaryota; Fungi; Glomeromycota; Glomeromycetes; Diversisporales; Gigasporaceae.
AUGGUUAUAAUAGUGACAUCAGUACUGGUUUCUUUGAAAUAUGGAGUUGAAGGGCGAGAAAUAGGCAAAGAUGUAAAACAUGAUGAAUCUGAAGGAUUAGGAGAAGAUGGACGUGAGGACGGAGGAGAAGAAAAAGAGGAUGUCAAAUGUGAUGAUUUUGGCGCUAAUCGCGGCGAAUUUGGCGGUGAUUGA